GUGGUGCCUAGCAGCUGCUUGGUGUAUGUGUUCGUGGAGCGAUUCAUCAACCCUGUAUGGUGCGAUUUGGCUUAAUAAUUACUCCAGUUUAACAAUAGAUCAGAAGACCGAAUAAUAUUAUUCUACUUUCGCUUACUUAGACUUACAUUCUUGGCUUUGCCGGAGUCUCACGAGUGCCGUGCUGCCGCUUUUUGGUCCAUUUUUAAUCAUCUACGUCCGCCUUCUUCACAGAGCAGGACGUGUUUUUCUGUUGCAUUGAGUUGUUACACGAGUCCUGCCUCGCCCUCGUGGUCGUAGUUUCGUGACAGGCAAUUUACUUUAGAUCAUUCUGCAUAAUUCCCUACAUCUUGGAAGCGUAGAGGUAGAGAAGACCAUGGCUUCGUCUUCUUCGUCCGCGGCUGGGUCCUCCGCAGGGACUGACUCAUUCUUUUUGAGCCCGUCAAUGAUAAUGAAUUUUGGCUUCGUUUUGGUACUGAUGCUUGCUGUCUUCGGAAUACCUGAUAUAGUUCGACAACCGCUUAUCUCUUUAGGUCUCAUGGAGCCGCGCAGCACUGCAACUGCAAGACACAUACUCGUAAAAGAGGUAUCGUCUAGUUAAAGUGUUUCAAUCUAGUAGUAGAUCUGCUAUUUCAAAUUUUUUCGCUCGACAACGCUUCGCAACCCUUGUUCUUCAAUCUCAAGGUUGAUUUCUUCCUCUGAAUUUACAUGCGUGCACAAAUACUCAGGAGUCGCAAGCUGCUGCGUUGAAGGAAAAGAUUGGCGGCAAUUUGCAGAACUUCAUAGAGGCUGCACGACAGCACUCAACGUGUCCGUCAGGGAAACAAGGAGGUAGCCUCGGCUCUUUCGACAAAGGGAGGAUGGUGCCUGCCUUCGACGCGGUGAUAUUCGAUCCCACCAAGGCUUUAGAUCAGGUGCACGGCCCCGUGCCAACGGGAUUUGGCUUUCAUCUAAUUUGGAUCGAAGCACGGAGUCUGCCUGAUGAACCAAAAGCUGAGGGGAAGAAGGCUGAAUAGGCUUACGUAUUUCGUUACAGCACAUGCACAAGCAGAACAGGAUGAGGCUGGCUCGAGGCGCGAUCCUCUUGACGAAAGAUUUUAUUAAAAUGAUCUGGCUUGGUGAGAUUAGAUUGAUGAUUUGGCGUGGCUGUUGCAGCCAAGCAGUUACAACAACAAAAUAGAAGAACGUCCUUUGAGAAUACCGUCGAAGCAUCAUGUGUAAUGUACUAUGCAUCUUACUUCUUUUACUUUUACAUUGAGAACAAAAAUGGGUCUCGUCGCAGGCACGGAGGUAGACGAGGAUGGUAUUUAGACUACUAUCUCAAGUAGAACUACCAGCCGGCGCAGUGUAUGAUGG
Messenger RNA from Amoebophrya sp. A25, 1353 nucleotides. Lineage: Eukaryota; Dinophyceae; Syndiniales; Amoebophryaceae. The record is from the annotation of a GenBank genome assembly.